UGGCAGACAUUACGGUAGACUUUACGACAGCAACUGUUUCUUCCCUUUGGCAUGCGUAACCACUUCCUUCAUUCACAGCCACUGAAACAAAAAAAAUCUGGGAAACAUGUCUGAACUCCAGAGAAAGAUCGUCAACACUACAUCAGCCCCGGCUGCCAUCGGCCCGUACAGUCAGGCGGUGGUUGUGGACAGAACUAUGUACAUCUCCGGUCAGCUGGGGCUGGACGUGGCCUCAGGUCAGCUGGUAGACGGAGGAGUCCAGGCCCAGGCUAAACAGGCUCUCAUCAAUAUGGGGGAGAUCCUUAAAGCUGCCGGCUGCAACUACGGCAACGUGGUGAAGACUACCGUGCUGCUCGCAGAUAUAAACGACUUUAACGCAGUCAAUGAGGUCUACAAGACAUUUUUCAGCAGUAACUUCCCUGCCAGAGCCGCCUACCAAGUCGCUGCUCUCCCCAGAGGUGGACUGGUGGAAAUCGAGGCGAUCGCUGUUCUCGGCCCUCUCUCAGACUCCUGACUAGCCGGCCACAUCACAAACAAGUUAUAGUCUAACCGCCAACUGGCCUCAUAGUUGUACUGUGGAAGAUUUACUGUAUUUCCAGAUGACAAAUGGAAGACCAAACUAGAACCUAACCUGUUGACUUUCUUUUUCCAUAUUGUCAGGUUUAAGCAUAAAGUUGUUUUUCUUCUGACCACUGUUGACUGCA
Messenger RNA from Lates calcarifer (barramundi perch), 704 nucleotides. RefSeq names its product reactive intermediate imine deaminase A homolog (gene rida). Gene Ontology annotation, cellular component: cytosol. Gene Ontology annotation, molecular function: deaminase activity. The record is from RefSeq and is a predicted model, not a curated record. Lineage: Eukaryota; Metazoa; Chordata; Actinopteri; Centropomidae.